GGGUUAACUCAAAGCAAAAUCGAUGUAAACUAAAACAGCUGCAAAUUAAGUAAAUUAUAUGAACGCCUGCCCUGUGCGCAAAACUCCUUUUCAUUCUCGUUCACUGUCUGUUGACAGCUGUCAUCAAGAGCACAAACUUCAUGGCAUUGUUUAUGUGAAAGCGCGCCUGCGCAUGCACCCAAUAUUUCGAAACGUCAGAGGGACACAACUUGCAGUUUGACGCUUUACGGUUGACAUGCAGAUUGAUGGUAUAUUUUUGAACAUGGAUAUUUGUUGGUGUAGCGCUUCGGUUAUAAAAAAUAUACCCGACUAAUGGCUUUACUGGUCAGCGGGUAGUUUCUCUGUUUUUCAUACAAUGGAUGGAUGCGAGUUGAUUGAUGCCACACGUCUCUUUGGUGGAAAGAUGAUGUCAAAAAAGACCACCCGUAGAAUCAGGGCACUUGCAUCUAUUUUUCUCUGCAUCGCCGCCCUCUUCUUGUCCGUUACUGCGUUACUGACCUCGCACUGGUGUAUAGGUACGCAGAGGGUUCCGAAACCUAGUUGCUCGAAGCAGCGGCAGCACAACUGCAUCGACCACCACGGCGUGAACGAGACCGACUCCACUAAAGUUGUGUACAGCUGGGAGACCGGAGAUGACAGGUUUCUGUUUAGAUAUUUCCACACGGGGAUAUGGUACUCCUGUGAGGAAGACAUCCACGUGGAAGGGGAGGAGAGGUGCCGAAGCUUCAUAGAUCUCGCCCCAGCAUCAUCAAGAGAUGUUCUCUGGUUGUCUGUGAUCUCCGAGGUCCUGUACAUCAGCUUCCUGUUGGUGGGCUUCAGCCUCAUGUGUGCAGAGCUAUUCCACUCGAGCGACGUGAUCGACGGGCUCAAGCUGAACGCCUUCGCCGCUAUUUUCACUGUCCUCUCAGGACUCCUGGGUAUGGUGGCGCACAUGAUGUACACCCAAGUCUUCCAGGUGACCGCCAACCAUGGACCUCGAGAGUGGAGGCCCUACACCUGGGACUACGGCUGGUCCUUCGGAAUGGCUUGGGGUUCGUUCACUUGUUGCAUGGGCGCCUCAGUGACCACCCUCAACUCUUACACAAAGACCGUCAUUGAGUUCCGCAACCGACGCAAGACAUUCGGGCAGGGUCACCGCAAGAAGCAGGCCUUCCUCGACGACCAGGGCAUCAGCGACCUCCGCAACCGGCCUCUGCCUUCGGUGUCCGAGUCCGUGGAUGAGAAGGCGGAGACAGAGUGCAAUGGCGUGGAGACACAUCAACCAUCUCCUCAGCCCAGCCAGAAAUCAGACAUGCAGACACAAACCAUGGAGGAAGACCAGUGCUGAGUAGUACUGAUUAGAAGCAUUGGUGCUUAAAGAAAGGGAGGAUUAAAGAGAGUUGGAGAGAGAGAGAGAGAGAGAGAGAGAGAGAGAGAGAGAGGAACACAAAUCCUGGGAACUGUAUUCGCAAAGAAAAAGAAACACUUCUGAACCAGGAGAGUGUUGUUAGCGUGGAGAUUGUCUCAUUAAGAAAUUGUCCUUUAAGAAAACAAGGGAGUUUUUUUUAUUUAGGAAAUAUGAAUAAGAAGAGGCACACAAAGAGGCACAUUUUUCAAAGAACAGCGCUGUUUUUGGUGUGGUCGCUGAGGAAAAUAAACAGAAUGUUAAUUAACAGUGUUGAUUACAGUUAAUUAACAAGUUGAUUAACAGUGUUGUACCCUUUGAGCCACCUUUUAUCCUCAGUAACUGUGAAUACUGUGAAGGGACUGGACAUUUCUUACAGCUGCUGUAAUGCACAAGCAUGUUGGGUGGUGAUUUAGUGUCACAGGACUUUUACAUUAUACAAACCUGGUCCAGAAAGUGAGCUUGUAUUGUCUGUUGUAUAUCUGUAAUUCUUUACUGCUUCUCAAUCCGACAGAAAACAUUCCGUAUCACAGUGGUGUCAUUGUCCUAGAAUAUACGGUUCAGAUUAUCUUGCAGAUUCAGUGUAGAAUUCAUGGAAAACAUUCUUAUGUAAUACUAGAUCGUUUCAUGUACAUCAUAUACCGCUGCGUUGGAUAUGUGUGGCAACUGAAGAAAGAUACCCUUCAGAAGAAAUGUCAAAAGAGAAGUAAUUGCAAUGCCGUGGUUCUGGUGUAUUUCUCUGAUUAUAACACAACAUCCUCAACAGAUCCAUGAUUAUGGUCAGAAGAGAACACGUAAAGUCAAAAGUAAAACAAUCAAAACAGUUGCAAUUUACUUCUAAUCAUGUUGCUCUGGAUUGUUUUGUAUUGCAUUGUAAAAAGAAAAUUGUAAAAUUGUA
Molecule: messenger RNA, 2282 nt
Organism: Clupea harengus (Atlantic herring)
Lineage: Eukaryota; Metazoa; Chordata; Actinopteri; Clupeiformes; Clupeidae
Product: germ cell-specific gene 1-like protein
Cellular component (GO): plasma membrane
Source: RefSeq, a predicted model, not a curated record